This is a messenger RNA of Peronospora belbahrii, 318 nucleotides long. Lineage: Eukaryota; Oomycota; Peronosporomycetes; Peronosporales; Peronosporaceae. The record is from the annotation of a GenBank genome assembly.
AUGGCAGAGCUGGAACCCAAAGUGACGGUAGUACGUGAAUUGCAAAAUCAGCAAAAUGCGGCGAAAGAGCUGGAUGAAAUGAUUGCUGAGCAGGCGGAAAGUGAUGACCCGGACGCCACGGAGCUGCGUCGUAUGGCGGAGGAUGAGCGUCGAGAGUUGUUGAUAGGUAUCAACCGACUAGAGAAUGAGGUCGUCCGGAUCAUGCUGCCACGUGACGAAGUAGACGAAAAUAGCUCGAUUGUGGAAAUACGGGCUAAUACAGGGGGCGAUGAGGCCUGUCUGUUUGCUGCGGACAUUCUAAGAUGUAUCAGAAGGUAG